Gambusia affinis (western mosquitofish) is the source of this 5623-nucleotide messenger RNA. RefSeq names its product TGF-beta receptor type-2-like. Gene Ontology annotation, cellular component: signaling receptor complex; plasma membrane. NCBI's taxonomy places the organism in Eukaryota, Metazoa, Chordata, Actinopteri, Cyprinodontiformes, Poeciliidae. Bases 181 to 1791 code for a protein of 536 amino acids. The transcript has 7 exons. The record is from RefSeq and is a predicted model, not a curated record. Gene Ontology annotation, biological process: transforming growth factor beta receptor signaling pathway; protein phosphorylation; heart development. Gene Ontology annotation, molecular function: activin receptor activity; transforming growth factor beta receptor activity, type II; metal ion binding.
AUACUGUGAGUCAUAUAGGGCAAGUCCUGCCUGGUGUUUACUCUGCUUCUACACCGAGCUGUGAAGUCGCUUUUUGUGGAGGAGCAACAGGCGGCUGGAUCCCAGAGAAACUCGGAUAUUUAACUCCUCUGUCCAGGCUCAAUUAAUGAAAAAGAAAGGGGGCGUGUGGUCCGGUUCUACAUGGAGCUGCUUCGGUUUUCCGUCUUCUGCUGCGGAGCGGUCCUGUUCGGUAUUGUGCUUCUGCCGGUGGAGACGAAUACCUCCAUGAUCACUAUAAAACAGCUGUGCAAGUUUUGUGAUUUGCAGGCCACCAAAUGUCCCGGUAAGGGAAUCUGCAAGGUGGAUUGUGACAUUACCUCCAUCUGCCCUGAUGAUAACGACGUGUGUGUCAGCAUCUGGCGGAAGAAAGACGACAAUAUUACAUUUGAAACAGUUUGUCACAAUCCAGCUAAUCCCCUGUAUGGCCUGUACCUGGACGAUUACAACAACACAAAGUGCAUUAUGAAAGAGAAAAAGGCCAAAGACUCAAAGUUUUUCAUCUGUUCCUGUUCCAACGAGGAGGAGUGCAAUGAAAACAUCAUUUUUAACCUAAAUUCUCAGGUUGGGCCUGUCAUCCUGGUCAGCCUGGUGCCUCUUCUGGUCAUAGCCAUUUUUGUCAUCACUUCGUUCUACUGUUACCGGGUCUGCAGUCCACAGGAAAACCCACGCAAGCCACUGGACAACACCGACAAGCACCCCAUCAUAGACAAUGAGGGUUCAGACAGCAGCUCCACGCACGCCAACAACCUCAACCACAACACCGAGCUCCUGCCCAUCGAGCUGGACGUUCUGGUCGGUAAGGGCCGCUUUGCCGAGGUCUACAAAGCCAAGCUGAAGCAAGGCUCGUCGGUCCGGGAGGAGCAUGGCUUUGAAACGGUGGCAGUCAAGAUCUUCCAGUUUGAGGAGUACGCCUCCUGGAAGAACGAGAAGGACAUUUUCUCAGACGCGGACCUCAGGCAUGAAAACGUGCUUCACUUCCUGACAGCAGAGGAGAGGAAGGGGCAGAGACAGUACUGGCUGAUCACGGCUUACCACCCACUGGGGAACCUCCAAGAGUACCUAACCAAUCACAUCAUCUCCUGGCACGACUUGUGGCUGCUGGGGAGCUCGCUGGCCCGUGCAGUGGCACACCUGCACAGUGACCGCACUUCCUGCGGCCGCUGCAAGGUUCCCAUCGCUCACCGAGACAUUAAAAGCUCAAAUAUACUCGUGAAAAAGGACAUGACCUGCUGCCUGUGUGACUUUGGCCUCGCACUUCGACUGGACAACUCUCUGUCUGUGGACGAGCUGGCCAACAGCGGACAGGUGGGCACUGCCAGAUACAUGGCUCCCGAGGUGCUGGAGUCCAGAAUCAAUCUGGAAAACAUCGAGUCUUUCAAACAAGCAGACGUUUACUCCAUGGCUCUGGUGCUGUGGGAGAUCAUCUCCAGAUGCAGCGCGAUCGGAGAGGUGAAGGAGUACAAGCCCCCCUUUGGGAACCUGAGGGAGCACCCAUGUGUGGAGAGCAUGAAGGACAGCGUCCUUCGAGACAGAGGAAGACCCGAGAUCCCCAACAGCUGGACGAGCCACGCAGGCAUCCAGAUGGUGUGCAGCUCUAUAGAGGAGUGCUGGGACCACGACCCGGAGGCCCGCCUCACCGCGCACUGCAUCGCCGAGCGCUUCGACGACGUGGAGUACCUGGACAAGCUGUCAGACUGCUCCGACUCGGAGGAGAAGAUGCUGGAGGAAAUCAUUGUGGUGGACGAGAAGUAACCGCUCAGCAGAACUGCUGCCCCCUCCAGGGUGACUGAGGCAUUACAACCAAACAGCUUAGAAAGGAAGGACUUUCAGUGGAUGGAGCUGUUCAGUCCACUUGGUGUGUGACAAAGGAGACAAACUGGAAGAUGACAGUGAUUUUUCUUUUUUUUUCUUCUUUUUUUACCAGAGAAAUCAUCAGGAACAAACACGGGAGAUCAAACUAUGCAUCAGUUUUAACCAAGUACUAUUUGCACUUUAUGAAUAAGAAUAUAUACAGUAUAUAUAGACACCAAAGUGGAGAGCAGUUUCAGUUUCACAGAAAAUGUUCAGGUAUAGAAAACAAAUGGAGCUGCACACAGAAGGGAGCUAUGUAAAUUACAGAGGAAUUUAAUACACUAAUAUACAGCUUAUUUUGUAUUCAAGUGCCUGUAUUGUUUUUUAUGUUUUAUUUCUGGCUUUACAUGAAUGUCUUGACCAAAAAUGCAAGGUGGAGUUUGGUGUAUAAAAAACUGAAUCCAGUGGAGAGUGGGCUUUUCGUUCAGCUACAGAUAAAAGGCAUUAAACUCACAAUGUAAGAACCAGUUUUAACUGCCUAAAACUGGUUGCAUCUUUUAUGUUUAUUGUAUGCAGCGACAAGUGGCGAAGUUAAUGUCUGUGAAAGCAUAGCAAAGUAUUUCUGCAUCAGCGUGAUGUUUCCUAAAGGAAUGUUUAGCCAAAACAUGGAGGCAAAGCGAGACUUUACAACUAUAUGAGGAAACUGGACAAGAAAACCAAUGAACUACGAGGAUCUCUGCCUGGUAAAGAUGUGUAAAAGCCUUAAAAUGAGCUUACUUGUCUUACUGCUCUUUGCUGCAGUUGUCUAAAAUGAAGCUCUGUUCUAACCACCUUGUAUUUACCCCCAACAUCUGGAUUCACACCUUGAAGUCUUUCCCCCAUCCACACACCCUUUGAGGUGAACCUAGCCUGAUUUAAAUAUGCACAGUUAUGGCAAAUUGUAUUUUUUCUUAAUAUGAAAGAAUAUUAAGGAAUGAAUGAAUCUCACAAGCUAAAUGUUGUCAAAUUAACGCUGGAGUCGCCACCGUCAACAUUUAGACUCCCCCUCCCUCUUCCAGCACAGCUGAAUCAAAUGAACGGCUCGUUAGCGGGCCUCUGCAGAACUUGGUGCGAUACUGAGGAGGUGCUGGAGUUGGAGACGCCACAAUAUAAGGUUGGAUUUUUCUAAAAGUUUCAGUGUGAGAUCAUGUAAAAAAACAAAACAACAAUAAUAAUAAUAAUAAAUCUUUCUUGUGUGCUUUACACAUCUUUAUUAGUGGGGCCAAAAAGGAGGAGCAUUGAAUCUACAGCAGAUUAUCAGUAUAUGAAAGAGAAUCUCCUUUUAAAUUGGAAGCUCUGAAAAAAAGCGUCAUCCUAUGUUGUACCAAAGAAAUCAAAUCAAAGAAAUGCAUAUUUGUGUAUGUCUGUAGCUUUAAAAACAAAACAACAAAAAAAACAUUCCUAAAUGUUUCUAAUCUAAAACUAAAAAUUCUUAAAAUAUAAAUAGGACACAAUACGAAGGAACUUGUCAUUGAUGUCCUGAGGAAAAACAUUUGGAUCAAAAGAGACACGUUGGAAUAAAAGUGGUUCAGGAGUUUUCACAGUACUAUUUUUAUGUUUGUAUUUGUGUGUUUCUUCUUCAGAGAACUUUAAUGUCAGAUUAUUAGGUCUAUUUAUUCAGACCAAAAAGAAUAAGGAAAGCAAUAUAAUAUGUUAAGGAUGUAAGACUGGAGGAGAAGCCCUCUUUUCCAUAUUUUAUGAAAGCUGAAUAUGUAAGGUGUUUUGGGCUAAUGUGCCUUUUUUUUCAUACAGAAUAGCAAUGUCUCAGCAAAUCUCCAAAAAUAUUUUGUAUCAAACUUUUGUAUAAAAGUGUAAAGUCAAUAUUAAAAGAUUUUCUAUUGUGUUUUAAAAGGAUUUCCAAUCUUUUAACAUUUCUGAGCUACACUUCAUUCUGAUUUGGGUUUUUGUAAUACACUUCUUUUAUUAGCUAUUUAGUUUUUCUUUUCUUAUUAUUCCCGUUACUACAGCUUUGAACUUAUUGUUUUGAUUUUAUUGCCGUUUAUCUUGAAAUUUAAAACUUUCAUCUCCAGCAUAUGAAGCUGACUGUGUAAGUAGGCGGCCAAUAUCCAAAAAUGGUUAAGUCCAAAAUUUGUAAAGGAACAUUUCCAUGAAGCAAUGAAUAGAUUUAGCUUCUUCAUAUCGCUCUGAUGAGAAGUUAGCGUAGCUCCUCAUGGGUAUGGAAAUAUUUCCAAACUGUCUUUUUAUGAUUUAUUUAAAUGUUUUCUCAGGGAGGGAUGGCAAUAAUAGAAAAGAACUUCUUGACUUUAACAAGAAGUAUUGCAUCCUUAAAUUUGCAUUUAUUCCACAUAGGGUUAAAAUUAUACAUCCAGACUAAAAUAAAAACGUAUUUCCACCAAUAUUUGGUUAAUCGUCCUUUAGCACUUUAGCUUUCAGUUAUUGUAGACAUCAUAAUUCUGGCUGAAUAUUUAACAACUCAUUUUGGCAAAAUGGGUUGGUCCUGUUUAAACUGGUUGGGUUGCAGUUUCAGUUGAGGUUUUUUGCACAUAAAAUAUCCAUUUUAAUUAAAUAUCCCCACAUGUGAGAAUAAGAAUAUGUUUUUGUUUGUUUGUUUUUUGCAUUAGCUGUUCUCAAGUCAGCAACAUGAAAUCAGACAAAUCUGGCUCCUUCACUAAUGAGAGUUUGCUUCAAAGUGCAGGCAGCACAUUUAGAAACACUCAUCUUACAACUUGAGGUUGUACACAAAGACAACCUCAAGUUGUGACUGUUAGCCCAUAUAUUACAGACCUCAAGCUGCUUUUGAAGCAUCAGUUCCUGUGAUGAUUGACAGACAUAGUGUGUGUUUUUACACUGACAGUUGCCUGAAUGAGCUAGAGAUGAGAUAAGGGCUUCAGCAGGUCCGCUCAGUGUUUGCUCGGAUGGCCUCUGCAGCGUCUGACAGCCGUUUUGAUCCUCAGCCCAUAUAUCUGACUUAAGCUGCCUCUGGCUUCCUGCCAACACAUCUGAGCCACUGCUUCACAGUUUCUCCAGGUUGUCCAUCUGCAAGAAUCUGUAGGUUUUUAAAUCACUUACUGCAUCCCAGAACUUUGCCUGUGUUGCUUUUAGCACUCUGCGUAAACUGACCGGAGAACUUCAGCUUAGAGCGCAGAGCCAGAGGACAGCUAAGAUGGUUUCUGUCUGAGUGAAAGUCUGAAGGUUGUUUAGGUUUGAAUACACCUUUAAUGUCUGCAUGCUUUCCUUGGAGAGAGACAGUUAGUCUUCUUUGGACUUUCUUGACUUCUGGUCUUUCUUUGGACUUUGUUUUUUGUUUUACACAUUUUCUAGUGAUUAACUUAAUAGUCCGGUAUUUUGAUAGUAGUUUAUGUUACUUUAUUGCUCAACUGUGUAGCACCAUCGUAUCAUUUAGAUCCACUUCUGGGAUCUCGGUUGGUACAUUCCUCAGAAAUCUGAUGGAUUAUCCAUGCACUUGUUUUAUGCCAUCUGGUGGAGAAUCUGAUUACUACAUGAGCUCUUCAAUCCUUUUUUUGGUAUGGCUAGGAAAUGUUCUGUUAAAAGAAACAGACUAUUACAAAGAAUGUUUUUUUAGUAUGGCGAAACUCCAAAUAAUAGCAAAGUGGGAUACGUUUAUUAUGGAAAUGUGCUGUAUCAAAUACUAUACUUGUCUCACGGCUUCUGUUCUACAAGUGCUCUGUGCCUGGUUUAAUUGCCAAGAUCUUGGCUUGACAUGUUUUCAAAGAAGCUGUUUUUGAAUGAAGUCAAUCAGCAAAAAUAAAAUGGAUGAAAUAAAAAUUAUAGA